AUCGUUUAAAUAUCAUCCCUAUGCAAUAUUAUAAAACAGCUGUGUAACAAAAAGACGCGUUAUCGUUGAAUUAGUUUCUCUGGAGAAAUUUUUAGAAAAUUUGUAGAACACUGCUUUAAAAGAUUAAAAACAAACUUAAUUUAUUAAAAAAUCCUUAAAAUGCCAAAAGUAAGAAGAUCUCGUAAGCCGCCACCAGAUGGUUGGGAAUUAAUAGAACCUACUUUGGAAGAAUUGGAACAGAAAAUGCGUGAAGCCGAAACUGAACCACAUGAAGGUAAACGUAUUACGGAAUCUUUGUGGCCCAUUUUCAAAAUUCACCAUCAAAAGUCUCGCUACAUUUACGAUUUAUUCUAUCGACGCAAGGCCAUUAGUCGUGAACUGUAUGACUAUUGCCUAAAGGAGAAAAUUGCCGAUGCCAAUCUCAUUGCCAAAUGGAAGAAAUCUGGUUAUGAAAAUCUCUGCUGUCUUCGCUGCAUACAGACGAGAGAUACAAAUUUUGGUACAAAUUGCAUUUGUCGUGUACCCAAAUCGAAGCUGGAAGAAGGUCGCAUUGUGGAAUGUGUUCAUUGUGGUUGUAGAGGUUGCUCUGGUUAAACAACAAAUGUGAAUUCAGUGACCAAUAAAGCUGUAUCAGGAUGUUUUUUUAAUAGUAGUCCGUAGCGCGUAGGCUAUUUAGCAUUUAGUUAAUAAAAUUUUCCACAAUUUCUUAUUACAUAUACAGAGAUAAUAAAUAAAAGAUAAUUUUAAAUAAAGUAUGUAAUUUAAAUACAAA
Molecule: messenger RNA, 772 nt
Organism: Lucilia sericata (common green bottle fly)
Lineage: Eukaryota; Metazoa; Arthropoda; Insecta; Diptera; Calliphoridae
Gene: l(1)10Bb
Product: protein BUD31 homolog
Exons: 2
Coding region: 160-594 (144 amino acids)
Biological process (GO): mRNA splicing, via spliceosome
Cellular component (GO): spliceosomal complex; nucleus
Source: RefSeq, a predicted model, not a curated record